CUCGGAAAAUUGUCAGUUUAUUUAACAGAAAAAUAAUCGUUUAUUGUGAAAUUUGACUUCCAAUUUAAGAACAAACAGAAUUUCUUUAUCUACACAGCGCUGCACGUCAACGGUGUGCGUCAUUUGGCUUGAUAUUACUAAGGUUACGGCGGCUUGUUGCCGAGGCCCGUGACGGUAGUUAACAGUUCAAGUGAAACGCCACAGCCGGGCAACUUCUUGGAGAAAAGGAGCCACUGAGCUAACGCCACCAUCAUUGGACUUCGUCUACUCCCAUCCGCACAAUGAGAGGUUCGUACGGGGACAGAGACCGAGACCGCGGCCGUGACAGAGGGAGCCCUCGUUACGGGUCCAGCAGAGGCGGCCCGACGUCGGGCAAGAAGUUCGGGAACCCCGGGGAACGUUUACGGAAGAAGAGAUGGAACCUGGACGAGCUUCCUAAAUUCGAGAAGAACUUUUACGUUGAACACUCUGAAGUGCAGCGGAUGAGCGAGUAUGAUAUCGAGGAGUACUGCAGGAAGAAGGAAAUCACUGUUCGGGGUUCAGGUUGCCCAAAGCCUGUCACACACUUCCACCAGGCCCAGUUUCCCCAAUAUGUAUUGGAUGUCCUGGUGAAGCAGAAUUUCAAGGAGCCCACAGCCAUUCAGUCACAAGGUUUCCCAUUGGCCCUGAGCGGGAGAGACAUGGUGGGCAUUGCUCAGACGGGCUCUGGGAAGACCCUAUCGUACCUCCUGCCUGCCAUCGUGCACAUCAAUCAUCAGCCCUACCUGGAGCGGGGAGAUGGGCCCAUUUGCUUGGUCCUGGCCCCCACAAGAGAACUGGCGCAGCAGGUCCAGCAGGUGGCGUGCGAUUAUGGAAAGUGCUCCCGCAUCAAAAGCACUUGUGUGUAUGGGGGUGCUCCCAAGGGACCUCAAAUCAGAGACCUGGAGAGAGGGGUUGAGAUCUGCAUUGCCACACCAGGUCGUCUGAUCGACUUCCUCGAAGCUGGGAAGACCAACCUGCGGCGCUGCACCUACUUGGUUCUGGAUGAAGCUGACCGCAUGCUGGAUAUGGGUUUUGAACCACAGAUUCGUAAGAUUGUGGACCAGAUCAGGCCCGACAGACAGACCCUGAUGUGGAGCGCCACGUGGCCCAAAGAGGUCCGCCAGCUGGCAGAGGACUUCCUGAAAGAUUAUGUCCAAAUCAAUGUCGGCGCUCUGGAGCUCAGCGCCAACCACAACAUCCUUCAGAUCGUUGACGUCUGUAUCGAGAGUGAGAAGGAACACAAGUUGAUCCAGCUGAUGGAGGAGAUCAUGGCUGAGAAAGAGAACAAGACCAUCAUCUUCGCUGAGACCAAGAAACGCUGUGACGAUCUCACACGCAGGAUGAGACGUGAUGGGUGGCCAGCGAUGUGUAUCCAUGGCGACAAGAGCCAGCCAGAGAGAGACUGGGUGUUAUCAGAAUUCCGUAGCGGCAAAGCUCCCAUCCUCAUUGCAACUGACGUGGCCUCGCGUGGUUUGGAUGUGGAGGAUGUCAAAUUUGUCAUCAACUAUGACUAUCCCAACUCGUCGGAGGACUACAUCCAUCGCAUCGGCCGCACGGCGCGCAGCAACAACAAAGGCACCGCCUACACCUUCUUCACCCCGGGGAACCUGCGGCAGGCCCGCGAGCUGAUCCGGGUCCUGGAGGAGGCCCGACAGGCCAUCAAUCCCAAGCUGCUGCAGCUGGUGGAUACUGGACGUGCUGGGGGUGGCCGCCCUCGUUUUCGCAGUAGCUGCGAUGCUAACAACCCCAACCUGAUGUACCAGGACGAGUGCGAGAGGCGGCUGCGCCCCGCAGGCGGCGACAAGGACGGCCGCAGCAGCCGGAACGGCCGGCGGGACGGCGAGCGCUCGUCCUCCUCGUCUUCCUCCUCUUACAGAGAUCGCAGCAGCAGGGACGGAGGGCGCAGCUCCAGCUCCAGCUCAUACGAGCAGUUCCAGAACACCGGCAGCAGCACCGGCAGUCAGUGCAGCAGUUCUGGGUCGGGGGCCGGUGGGAUGGUGCCGCUCCCACUUUCUCCGUCUGUGCCCCAGCCGCUGAUGCAGUUCAACCUCCCCCAGCCCAUGAUGGGCCUGAUGGGGCACUCCCCGUUUCAGUUUGCUCCUCCACUGCCCCCCCCCCCACCAGGCACAAAGUAACGCCAUUUGUGAGUCGGUCCCUCCCCACUCUGACCAUUGCAUCACAUGAAUCAGAGUUAAUGCAGUUUCACAGAAGCUUGUCUGAUUAAGUAUAACGUAUUGAUUAAGUUUUAUGAUGGUUUGGGGGGGGGGGGCAUAAACGUCUUUGUAUUGUAAUCAGAUUUUCCCUUUAGGUGUGUGAGGUAGGUGCUGAAGCUAAUUAUUGUAUAAGAGCCGUUUCUUUUCUAGGUUUAAGGUUUUUUUGUUUAAAAGUCACAAUCUGUUUUAAUCAUUGUGCUCAAACUGAUUAUCUGUAAAGGGAUUUUUCUUUUAUACAUAUUACUUUUGGCCUGAUAGAGGCAGCUGUGCUUCGGCUCUAGUGAAUCACAUGCAUAUAAAUGAGCUUUUCUUUCACAUUAAUCACCAGUUAAUCACCAGUGUGGGGAGAGUUUUUCUUAGCAAAUGCAGAAUAAUCAUUUUUAGUUUAAUAAAACUCAAUGUAUCAA
Messenger RNA from Pungitius pungitius (ninespine stickleback), 2641 nucleotides. It is a transcript of the gene ddx17, whose product is annotated as DEAD-box helicase 17. The transcript is spliced from 13 exons. Gene Ontology annotation, molecular function: RNA helicase activity; ribonucleoprotein complex binding; mRNA 3'-UTR binding. Gene Ontology annotation, biological process: alternative mRNA splicing, via spliceosome. The record is from RefSeq and is a predicted model, not a curated record. Bases 282 to 2156 code for a protein of 624 amino acids. Gene Ontology annotation, cellular component: cytoplasm; ribonucleoprotein complex; nucleus. Lineage: Eukaryota; Metazoa; Chordata; Actinopteri; Perciformes; Gasterosteidae.